AUGGGGGACGAUCCGGCACGGUUAUAUCGCUUGGACGGAGUCGCUCAUAUAGCCGGGGUCAUCAACGAGGAGCCCCAGCGAUGCAUUAGGAGCAUGCGGCGGCAGCAGGGCAUGCGACUUGAUGACAGAUACGUUCCGUACUUGCAGAUGGCAGGUCUAUACCAUCUUGCAAGGCUGAACGACCGAUGGUUCCGGCUAGACGAGGCCCUUAUGGCAGGUCUAUACCAUCUUGCAAGGUUGAACGACCGAUGGUUCCGGCUAGACGAGGCCCUUGUCAGUGCAUUCGUGGAGCGAUGGCGUCCCGAGACGCACACGUUCCAUAUGCCGUUCGGAGAGUGCACGAUCACACUCCAGGACGUGGCAUACCAGCUGGGUUUGCCAGUGGACGGCCGUUACGUGAGCGGGUGCUUGUCAGAGUUCCAUAUAUACAUCGAGGGUGGCCGUCCAGCCUGGGAGACUUUCGGUGAGUGCCCUGAGGAUGCAGAUGAUGACACUGUGCGCCGAUAUGCCCGUGCGUACAUCAUGAUGUUGUUGGGCACGCAGCUGUUUGCGGACAAGUCAGGGAACCGGAUUCACAUCAGAUGGCUUCCGUACGUAGCGAGGCUGGAGGAGCUGGGUACCUACAGCUGGGGUUCUACCGUACUGGCUUGGUUGUACCGGUGCAUGUGCCGAGUGGCGAACAGACAUGUCAUCAAGUUAGCGGGCCCGCUUCAGCUACUUCAGUCUUGGAUCUUUUGGCGCUUUUCUCGGUUUAGGCCUGCAGGAUAUGAGGAGUUGAGCUGGCCGUUGGCCUCGAGAUGGUCAGGUUACAACCCUUCCGGAAGCGAGAAGGGUCCUAGAGUGCAGAUUUGCCCUGACAAGGGUGAGUUCCUUUUGCAGUUUAUAUGGAUGCCGUACAGUAGCCCAGACGUACUUCAGGUUGUGCAUCCAGAGGUUUUGGAGCCUCGGCAUAUGGCGUUGUGGCGCUCUGUGACCGCGCUGAUCUACUUUGCUGUCAUAGAGUGGCAUCAGAUAGAUCGUGUUUUUCCGCAGUUUGGAGGGGACGGGAGAGGCGGCGAUCGAUGGUUCCCGUCUACUUUGCAGAAGUGGCAUCUCCUUUGGGACUCUUGUCAGGACUGUGUGCUGAGGUUCGACGUUGUUGCCGACCCCGGACCGUCACAUGCGUUCCUUGAUUGGUGGAGUCAGCAUGGGAAGAGGUUCUUGUCUCCGGAGACGCAGUUGGGGGAUCCUAGAGCAGUUCCGAUACCAGUUGAGGCCUCACAGCGGGGUCCGGGGUGA
Messenger RNA from Arachis duranensis, 1278 nucleotides. RefSeq names its product serine/threonine-protein phosphatase 7 long form homolog. The transcript is spliced from 7 exons. The record is from RefSeq and is a predicted model, not a curated record. Gene Ontology annotation, biological process: meristem development; meristem maintenance. NCBI's taxonomy places the organism in Eukaryota, Viridiplantae, Streptophyta, Magnoliopsida, Fabales, Fabaceae. Bases 1 to 1278 code for a protein of 425 amino acids.